Acinonyx jubatus (cheetah) is the source of this 11710-nucleotide messenger RNA. It is a transcript of the gene TMEM154, whose product is annotated as transmembrane protein 154. The coding region runs from base 118 to 693 and encodes 191 amino acids. NCBI's taxonomy places the organism in Eukaryota, Metazoa, Chordata, Mammalia, Carnivora, Felidae. The transcript is spliced from 7 exons. The record is from RefSeq and is a predicted model, not a curated record.
UUCCUAAAAAACAGGCAAACACCUCUCCUUCAAGUCAGCACCAACCCAAACAAGCAGGAAACAGGAAAUGUUCAGGUUUCAGGGAGACUGAAGCCCAGCGCAGCUCAGCACAGCAUCAUGCCGGGGCGAGCUGACAGGAAGGCUUCCGGGGCUGCCCUCGUCUUUGCCCUGGUGAUCGCGCUCCUUCCCACCAGCCAGGCUCUGGGGUAUGUUGAGGAACCAGAACAGUCAGCAGAUAGGCCCCUGGAAGUGGAAAGCCGCGAUGGAGACUCUACCAUUCAGACGACGUUGGCUGCAGUGACCACAGCAACAUUAAUAACAAAUACAAAUUUUACCUACAUUGAGGAGGAUACAGAUCAACACGAGUUUAUAUUAAUGGUGUUGAUCCCGCUGAUUUUAUUGGCCCUCCUAUUUGUAAUACUGGUAAUCCUUGUAACACGCUAUAAAAGGAAAAGAACUAAACAAGAGCCUUCUAGCCAAGGAUCUCAGAAUGCCUUACAGACAUAUGAACUGGGAAGUGAGAACAUCAAAGUCCCCAUUUUUGAGGAAGACACACCCUCUGUUAUGGAAAUUGAAAUGGAAGAGCUUGACAAGUGGAUGAACAACAUGAAUAGAAAUGCUGAUUGUGAAUGUUUACCUACUUUAAAGGAAGAAAAGGAAUCAAACCACAACCCAAGUGACAAUGAAUCUUGAAACUGAAUGGUGCUAAUGUUUUCCAAGGAGCAGCCCUGGAGGGAGCCUGCUGAGCCUGCCAACGGAGGAUGAAGAGGAUGCAAAUUUAAUUAAUUUCAAAUCAACAUAGACACAAGAACCUUUUGCUGUGCCUCCCAACGCCCACUCUCCCUAACGAUGGCAUCACCUGUACUUGGAAGAAUGCACGAUUGAGAAGCGCCGGGCAGAGGCUUGGCUGCCAUCCACCGUGGCUUCUGAGGGUGGAGUAGCCACGGGACGCGUUCACCUCUCCUCAGCGCCUGUUCCCUCCUCUCCACCAACCUCUAGCUGCCUGUACUCACUGCGGCCACACUCUCCAGGUCCUUGUUCCCUUUCUGCUUCAUUCCUUGGAGUUUAAAUCAGGAAGCUGUUUUACAUACGGCCUCCUUCUGGGUCACCUUGUUACCUAAUUAGCUUUGGAUAAUUUCCUCUGAUUAGUCAAGUCCUCUGAUAGGUCCUCUGCCUUCAGCAGGAACUUUCCUCAAGGCCAGUUACGUCAUGGAAAAGACAGCGAACAAAGCGCGUGCUUCACUCUAUACAUCAUCCCCGGGGGUUGGGAAGCGCGUCUACCUGCCAAGAAGACAGAGUGAGAGUCCACCGUCCUGAGGAGAUGUUGUCUGGUGACCUGCGGACUCUGAGUUGGCCAGACAGGCCCCUUGGGCACUUCUAGGAGGAACAGGAAUCUGCAGUGAAGGAGCCAGAUGAUCUCCCUCUCGGCUAAGAUCACCAGCGUGGCCACAUUUCUCCAAAGCUCAUUCUUGCUCUCACCACACCUCUUUGCCUUUGUGUGAAGAGAACAUGGGCACAGGGGGUCAUCUGCCAAUGCUUUGUAUUUUUGAGAUCUUUAAAGUCGUUUGCAACAAACAGAAUAGGAACAGGCAGAUACCUGUGCCCGUGGCAGGCAUCACCCACCGUACCUUCCUGUCAGGCUGGCACAAGCCUCGUGUCUCCCUGGACACAGCUUUCCAGGAGGCUGCUAUCAGUCCAGCAGAGGUGACAUUCUACACGGGGUUUGUUGACAUUCUUGUACAAGAAGCAACGGCGCCAGAUGCAGAAGGGCCUGCUUAUCAUUCCCAUUCACGGAAAAUCAAUCCUCACUGAAUCCUUGAUUGUCUAAUUCUGACCUUUAAAGCAAUCUAGCAAACUGGGAGUCCUCGGGUCUUCCGCAAUACCUGAUAUUGUAUUCCAGGAAAGAAAUAAAGAGUGAACACUUUAUUUAUUUUACUUUCCUCAUGUAAACUGAGGGGAGAUGAGGUUCACCACACAUUUGCUGCUGAAUUUGGGGUCUUGGGUUCGAAAGGCUGCCUUAAUACAUAACAAAACUACCCCUCUCCCCCUUCUCGGAAUCCCUCUGACUGGUACUCACCUUCUGAACUAUGCCCAUCAUUUUAAAGGCAGAGCUCCAAGCCAGGGAAAUCUUUCCGUACAAUGAAAGAGAACUAUCUGGUUGUGUUUAACCACUGCUAUUGUGUUAUCCUGGGACAUCAUGGAACUGUGGCAAAAGACAGUCUUUGUGGUAUGUAUAUAAUGUCAACAGAUUCAUCUGUCAUAUCCUCGUUAGCACAUCCUAAUAAGGCAUUUUUGUUUUCACGUCUGUUUUGCAUAUUCAUAUUCAAUUUGUGAUCGACAGUGACUCUCAGAUAUUUAUGCCAAAAUUGCCAUUUUCUGAAUUAUUAUUUCUGCCUAUUUUGUUACUUUGUUUCUUCUCCACGUUUUGACUCUUUGAAGAGUCUUAGAUUGCUUCUUUCUCUCUCUAGGUAUCUAAGAUUUUUGCUGAAUACUUACGCCUAUAAACUUUAUCCAAGUCUAUCAACCAAUGCACUUAGAAGUUCAGAGAAUGAUAAGGGGUCUUGAAAUCUCAUUUUGAUUAAGCAAUAUUUUAUGAAUAUUUUAAUACAGUUAAAAUAUUCUCAUUCAGCAUUUAAAAUAACUUUAAAUUUCAGAAGAAGCAAGCUUCAGUAACAUGUCAUUGAAUUUAUGUCUGCAAAAUGUCCUAACCUCUAUAAUUGCACAGUCUACAAGGAAUUUUUUUUAGAAGGUAGUUUAUUCUAGCAAGGUCUAUGAACCAAAGCAGUGAAGGGUCAAUCUUAGCAUCCUGUAUCUUAUUACUGUUCAAUCAAUAGAUAUCAUAUAUUUAUGAUAAUUUCAAUAACUGCUUUUAAACCCAAACUUAAUUUUUAUGUUUCAGAUAUUGUUGGUAAAAAUCACAUUAGUUUGCCCUAAUUGGGUAGCCAAUCAGAACAAAACCUGACUUUGGAAUGUUUUAAAGAUAUAUAACUUUCACUGCGUAUUUUUGUACACUUUAAGCAAACUAGGUUAACAAUAUUGCCUAGUUAAACUCCUCAGGGAACUUGUUUUAAUAAACAUACAAGAUUAUCGAUGUGUUACUCUUCUUUUUUAAGCUUAUUUAUUUAUUUUGAGAGAGAGAGCGUGUGCAUGUGAAUGGGGGAGGAGCAGAGAGACGGAGAGAGAGGAUCCGCAGGCUGAUUCUGGGUGGGAAACCUGAGGCGGGGUUCCAUCUCAGGAACCAUGAGAUCAUGACCUAAGCUGAGAUCAAGAGUCAGGCACUUAAUAGACACUUAACUGACUGAGCCACUCAGGUGCCUCUAUCAAUCUGUUACACUCUCUCUCUCUCUUUUUUUUUUUUAAAGUUUAUUUUAUUUUGAGAGAGAAAGAGUGUGAGUGAAUGGUAGAGAGAAGAGAGAGACAAUCUCAAGCAGGUUCCGCACAGUCAGCACAGAGCCCGAUGCAGGGCUCGAACCCACAAACCCGUGAGAUCAUGACUUGAGCCGAAGAGUCGGACACUCAACCAACUGAGCCACCCAGGCGCCCCUCAGUCUGUUACUCUUAACUCAGUGAUAUGACUCCUCUUUCUGGGAAGCUCACUGUUAUCUAAAAACAGGCAUACAGCAUGGAUCAAAAGUCAUAUCCAGGGAGUGACAAAUGCCUCUAGCAAUGUAAAAUGUUUUAAAAAAUGACUUUGUCUAUUUUUAAAUUUUGACUGUUUAAACUAUCAAUUUGCACCAUCUCUGGAAGAAGGCCCCUAUGAUAAGUAAACAUAAAAUAUAGGCUUUAGUUUCAGUUUCUGUCAGAAUUAAUACAAAUUCUGAAGGUAAGUAGAGUGCUAAGACACAGUUUCAUACUGGGAAGACACUGCUGAAAUUCUCAUUGUGGGGAAAACAUUGAGUUUUAUGCUGGAUUAAAUUUACACAUGCUACUUUUUCACCGUCAGAAGAUACUCAGGAUGAAUCCUGGGGUUCCACUCAGUAUACACAGCAGGCAGGCCAGAGUAGCUCUACCCAUAGGUUACAUUUCUUCAGUCUUAAAAUAAUAAGAAAAGUCACUGUAUAAUAGUGUGGAAUGGAAUUAGUCAAAUUUUUUAUUAAUAAUUGCAUAAUUCAAACAAUGAAUUGCCUAAAUUACUUUGCUCGUUUGAGCAGCUCUUUGACAUUGCCUUGGUAUUGUCCUGUCUGGCACCAAAAUUUUAUUUUCCUCUUAGUCCUUUUGGGAGUAGCUAUUUGUAGAUACUCGGUGGGGUUUUUUGGUUUGUUUUGUUUUUUUGUCCCAUUACCUCUUCUAAAUAGAAUGUCAUAUUCGUGAGAUAGCAAUCCAUACAAUUCUAUAAAAUAAAACCUUUAAAAAAUCAAUUCAGUAGAUGCUCUAUGCUCUUUUUGAAAUGAUAUCUUAAGAAGUUAAAUUUCUAAGCCAAAGUACAGCCAAUAACAUUGAGACUUUCAUCUCAGUGCCGUACAAGUUUAGAAAUACAACACUGAACCAUUGAAAACAACCAAAGGUGAAUGGAUGUUUUCCAGUUGGACUUCAGGUGCAGAGGGCUCAGGCAGUCAUAUUCCUCACAUCCCAUCACAUUGUCAUCACUGGCUUUUGGUACUUUAUACAUAAGUAAUUGGGCCUUUUACAUGAAAGAUAUUCUUCACAUUUUAACUUCUUUGAUCUGCAUGGAAAGAACAAAAUGAAUGAUACAUAGAAACUACAAAUUGUAAGCAACACUUUCUCCGGUAUAAAGAUCAGUGGAGAGUAAUCACUAUAUUACUCUGACUUUGGUGAAACCCUGACGUUAUAAUUAACAUCAAGAACAUGGGAAAACUCUGCAUGUUUAAUAAAUGCUAGCCUUCAGAAAGAGCAGAGGUUAUAGUUUUCCAAUGAGUGAAAAAAUAACCUGGUAGAUCAUUAAUAAUUUCACUUGUAUGCAUCUUGUUUUUAAAGUUAAGUGAAAAUAAUGUAAAAAAUGCUGUAUUAGACUCUCAUUUUUCAAGUAAUAUAAAGUCUUUCCUCAGAAGGUCAGUAAGAUCAUCAGAUGUUUAUUUAUCACUUGGCUUCAAUGUAUAAUUUCUGUCUUAUAAGUCUCAUGUAAGAAAUGGUCCCAUCACUAUUGAUUAGAACUGAUUUGCAAAACUACUAAAGUUUUAAGACUGAUUACAGGUUUUAGGUUCUUUUCUCCUGCCUUGUAUGCUGAGAAUAAUAUAUGUAAUAAUAUUUUUCCUUUAUAGCUUAUGGCUUUAGAAAUGUCAGAUAUCCAUUACAUAUGUAUAAAUUAUGCUCAGCUGUAUGAUUUUUACAAAAAUAAAUAAGUACAUACACGCUGGUAAGCUAAAGUGCUCAUUCAGCAGUGUUAGAUGGAAAAGCAUUUUUGAAGUUAACUGAAAAAUAAAGCACUAUAAGAGAGGAGUAAAGAGUGUCUUUGACAUUAGUUUCUAUGUGAUUAAUGUAUAUAAACACUUAAGAUAAAUGCUUAUUUGCAAGUAAGGUGUUUGUUUACUAAAAUGUUGUUGACUAAGAGUAAAGGAGUGAAUUACACAUCUUUUUAAAGGAAAGUUCUUUUAAUUUUACUUGUGACUAUGGAGAAGAAGGAUUGUUACCUUGUAUAAUUAUCUCUUUUGAUCUGUAUACCUUUUUUUUUUUAGUUUUUUAAAUGUUUCUUUAUUUUUGAGAGAGAGAAAGAGAGAGACAGAGUGUUAGCAGGGGAGGGGCAGAGAGAGAGAGGGAGACGCAGAAUCUGAAGCAGGUUUUAGGCUCUGAGCUAUCAGCACAGAGCCUGACGCGGGGCUUGAACUCAGGAACUGUGAGACCAUGACCCGAGCCAAAGUCGGAGGCUUAACCAACUGAGUCGCCCAGGUGCUCCGAUCCACACACCUCUUUAAAUAAAUGAUGCAAUACCAAUUUUAAAGUUCUUAUAGAAUUCAACCUGCUUUAUACAAAAUUGUCUACCCUAAAAAUUAACUGGGUUUUCUGCAUACCUAAAAGAUGUAACACAUUCUUGUCUUUUUUCUUUACAAAAUAUUUUUAAAUUGAGAAAUGAAAUUUCAAUUGUCUAUGGAAUGUAAUUUUUAAAAGUAUUUCUAGUAAAAAUAGAAAAAUCAUAGGGGCGCUUGAGUGUCUCAGUUGGUUAAGCAUCCAGCUCUUGGUUUCAGUUUAGGUUAUGAUGUCACUGUUCAUAAGUUCGAGCCCCAGGUCAGGCUCUAAACUGACAGUGCAGGGCCUGCUUGGUAUUCUCUCUCUCUCUCUCUCUCUCUCUCUCUCCCUCUGCCCCUCUCCCUUACUCUCUCUCUCUCUAAAAUAAAAUAAUAAUUAAGAAAUUAAGAAAAAUCUUAGAGCUAAAGCCUUCUCUUUUUCCUAAUUACUCGCUUUUGUUCAUGUCUUUAAUUCUAAUUUCAUUUUCUACACCUUGACAUUAUAAUGUCAUUAUAAUGGAACAAGGCUGACAGACAAGUUCAUAACACGUAGAUAAUAUGAAGACAUCUGUGAAAAAGGAUGCAUUCCUGCACACAAACCAGUCGGUACAUUGACAAACAACGAGCAGAAAGAUUCCCCUUCAAGGCCCCAACUAACGUAAAACCUGGUCAGUUAUGGCAUCGAUACACCCCUAGAGUCUGCUGCAGGGUAUACGUCCUGCCUAUGUUAACCAGAGUGACUACGUGACUGAUGUGAUGGGGCAGAUCGGCCUCAAGAUGGCUUGGACCCAAAAAGCAGACAGUCCCACGGCCUCAGGGAAGGGAUAUGAAGAGAGAACAAUAAUACUAACUGGAACUUAUUGUGUGUAUCAGUUGGGAAUUAAGUUCAGCUUCUAAUACUAGACACACAAAAUGAAAUUAUUUCAAGCAAGAUCUUUUUUGGUCAUGCAUGAAAGAAUACAGAGGUAAGCUGGUAUGGUAACUCCAUGGACAUCUGGGCCCUGGAUUCCUUCUCACCCUCCCCCCCUCCAUUAGUGCAAAGCUCCCAUCCUCAGGGGUGCCGUUCGGUACACAUGCCCCAGCGUGGUGUCCACAAUAAGGACAGAAAGGGAACCAGAACAGGGCGAGCCCCUCUAAAGAGCUUUCCUGCCAGCCCGUUGAAACAACUCGGCCUACAUCUCAUUAGCCAACCUAUCUGCAAGGAGCAGGAAACUGUAGGGUUGGUACAGGUAGGGUCUCAGGGUUGGUACAUCAUCAUUCCCAACAAUGAGGGUCUGCUUCUCAAAGCAGUGAAAGAAUAUUGGGUAUCUGAUGAGGUAGCAACACUGGCCAUAAGGUGCUAAGUACUUACCAUAUAUUGUCUUGUUUUGAUCCUCGCCAUAUACUUAAAAAAAAAGGUUUACUGAUUUUGAGAGGGAGAGAGAGAGAGAGUGCGCGCAUGUGCACACGCACACAUACACGUGCAUGUGAGUUGAGGAGGGGCAGAGAGAGAGGACGAGAGAAUCCCAAGCAGGCUCCACACUGCCAGCACAGAGCCCAAUGUGGGGUUCCAUCUCACAAACUGUAAGAUCAUGAUCUGGCCGAAAUCAACAGUUGGAUGCUUAACCUACUGAGCCACCCAGGCGCCCUUCACAAUAUACUUUUACGAUAAGAUUAGGGAACUUAUGAAUUUGUCUCAUGUCUUCCUAACUCCAAAGCACAUGAUCUAAACGGCUACGCUAAACUGCCUUCCCAGUAAUAAACAAUAGGAGGGUGUUUAAGAAGGUGUCAGUCAUUGUCAAGGAGGCCUGAAGGUGGGCAGAUUCAGACCAGAAGUAACAGAAGCUUCAGGAGGGCAGUGAAGGAAGGACCCCAGGACCAGUAGAAAUGGUAUAUCAUGCUGAGAAAAAAAGUCAGGGUUUGGAAUAGGGGUGAUAAGGUAAAAAAACUUAGUUUCUGGACCUAGGUUCUGGUAAGGAUUUGGUCACUGAAUAAAGAAAUAACGAAUGAAACUUAGUGGCUUAAAACCAGCAACAAUCAUUUAUUUUGCUUGUGAGUCUGCAAUUUAGGUGGGGUUCAUUGGCAACAGCCUAUCUCUGCCCAGCAUCAUCUGGGCAACUGAACUGGGGCUGGGGGAUCUGCUUUCAAACGGCUCACUCACAUGACUGGCAAGUUGGUACCCAGCUGUUUGAUUCGGAACCCAGCCAGGCGUGUGGGCCAGGGGCCUUGGUUCCUACUACAUGGGCUUCUCCAUGGCUGCCACACAGCGUGGUAGCUGGAUUUCAAGAGCAAUAUCCCAAGAGAACAAAGUGGAAGUACGUGGCAUUUUUAGAAGCUAGACUUAGAAGUCACAUAUCAUCACUUCUGCCAUACUCUGUCACUUGAAGCAGUCGCAAAGUUCAAGGGGGAGAGAACAUAAACUCCCCCAUUCAAUGGGAGAAGUGUCAAGAGCGAGUGGGAUAGGAGAUAUGUUACAGGCAUUUUGGAAAACACGAUCUGCCAAAAUUUGCAUGGCCUCAUGUAAUACAGAAGAAAUAUAACAGUCAAUCUCACACCAAGUGUCCCUAGGAAUAUUUGAUUUCCCUUGAGUCCAGUGCCUGAUGGCCAUCUUUGGCUUGGACAUACAUCCCUGGUCCAAUAAUUUUGGGCAGGUUUCAUCAACUACAUGAGGCAUGACACAUAACAUAGAAGAGCCUAGAAGAGUGGGUGGAUCAGACACAGAGAAACUUAUGAGUAUUUUCAGUACGUACAGUUAUAACAGGACCAGAUUAGAUUGUGAGCACCUUGAGGAUGGGGAUUAAAAAAUGUUGGGCAUCUCUGUAUCCUGAACAGUGCGUGGCACUAGUAAAUGCUCAAUAAUCAUGGAAAAACCAAUCAGCCACUGAGCUAAGAGUCACUGCACUACCCUUACUCGUACCAAAUCAGUAUUUACCACCAGUGAAAACAGGACCCAAAUAGAGGUUUGCUUAUUGCCCGUUACCAUUUUCUACCCAAGUUUCCAGUCUCUACCCAAGUUCACCUUCCAACUGAUAGAUUCUGUUAUCAUUUUUUAUCUUUAUUUGAAAUUGUCCUAUUAUAUGUGCUUUUUACUUCCAGCUAUCUUGAAUCCAAUCUGGAAGGUGGCAGAGAACAAUCAUAAUUGAGCCAACAAGCAAGUGGAGGCAGAGGAGAAAAGGUGGACCCCAUUUGGAGGGGAAGGAACACAAGGAGGGGCCAGCAGGUCACUGAAACCCUCUCAAGAUGCUCUUUUGGCUCAGAGCUGGGCUCUUCUUCUUUGCUCUCUAGAAUGUCCAUGGGGAAAAGAAACACAAGUUGUAUUAAUAAAAAGGUUAAAUGAUCUAUUUUAGGUAAUGACACAAGAAAGAUGUGGAUUGUUUCUUCCCUGGAUAGGGAGACAGAUGAACAAAAUAAGAGGUGCUGUAAAUCCUCCUUGAAACGUUUCCCAACCAGCACUCAGUGUAGAUAAAGCCAACCAAGUCACCUAAUGGGGCAAGAGAGUAAACUAUGGGACCCAUUUAUUUCUCAGCUCCAUGAAUCUGUAAAGAAACUCCUCCAUUUUGUUAGAUGUGGUGACUAAUGCCUUUUUACCUCAUGUGAAUGUGCCUUCCUGUUUGUAACCCAGAAGGACCUUUCUGUUCCGUUCCAGACGGACCUCCAUCCUUCCUCUUUGCUUAUACUCCCCAACCCUCUGCCUUCAGGGACCUGGGAGGGAGAGAUAUAUCUGGGGAGGCAGCCAAACCAAUUAAUGUUAAGAUUUGUGUUCUGAGUGGGGCUGGAGCAGAAACAAGGGGAACAAAGUGGGCUGAAGGAGGGGGUAGGGAAAAUGGGAGGAAAAGUUCUUGGGGAGUUCUCUGGCUCAACAGAUGAAACCAAGACUAGUUGUGAAAAACAAAGGGGCAGGAUAGGAGUCAAAAUCUGGGACACAAAUCUGAAGCAGGAGUUAGAAGCAGACUAGAAAGGGUUGGGAGUGAGGUGAGGUGGGGUCUGGGUGAUUUUGACAAUGGAGCUGAGCUAUCCAGAGUCUUCCUUCAGUGGCCACUGGAUGCACAGGGAAUGGUGGCCUGCCUGGCUUAAUGGUAGAAGGGCAGAAAGGACACUAGACAAUAAUACCUUGUCUACGGUAGAGUUGGCUCACCUCCCUGUUAAGUUGAGAAACCCGGUUCCAGAGAAACAGCGUGAAUAAGAAGGCUAGGCUAGGAUUCAUGCUCCCACAGUAUUGGGACACAUCCCCUAACCCCUAUGAGAGCUCUGAGAGUGGUGACAGCUAGUUGGAUUGUCUGAGAAGGGCUAUGCCACCUUCAUCUCUGGUCAGAUCCAGAGCAGGCCACAAGAGGCGUGGCAGGGCAAGGCCCGACACUUUCUUCUGCAUAAAUUUUUUAAAUUUAUCCUAAAUGAAUGCACCUCCCUAAGUUUUUCUCCUUACGUGUAACGUAGGUGUGUUUGUUUAAACAAGACUCUUGAUUCCGUGAGGAAUUUUCCAACUCAAAAUACCUCAGACCAAAAGAAACGUACAGGCUCCGGUAACCAAAUUGGGCAAAGCAAGAAGUCGCUGCUCUCAGAGAGAACCUGACGCAGGUUCAGCUACAGCGAGGAACAGCCACACCAGGGACUCAAACGCAAUGAAAGAUUCUUCAGUAUUCUUGUCUUCCGUUCAUUGUCUGAAACAACCUUCUCCACGGGGCUACAGCUAUUGUAGCUAGUGGCUCCAGGGAGCUCAUCUUUCCGUCUUUACCACCAGAGCAGAAGGGAAUCUCUUUCUCUCACCCAGUUAGGAAACGUUCCCCGGAAGGAAUUAGAUUAGACUGGCUGGGUUUUAUGCCUAACCCUGUGAAAAUGGUAUUGGGACUGACUGGGGUUGACAUGUCCUUGUACUACCACAGUAUUCAUAUGUGUGUGUGUGUGUGUGUGUGUGUGUGUGUGUGUGUGUGGUACACAUUGAUUGGUUGGUUGGUUGGUUGGUUGUGGGGAAGAGAGUUUAUGAGGAAGCAGUUUCUAAAGGGGAUCGGAAUGCCAUGACCACACGCAGGGCAUUUGGGACCAGCCAAGGACACAGAUAUCCCCCUACACGUGUUCUUCUCUCCCGUUCCACUUACCUAUCCACGUUCAGAGCCACAACUCCAGAGUGGGCCAGGUUCUCAGGAAGGUGGAUUUACUGAUGCUUUUCGUUUCCUUCUUUGCACAUUUUUGGUAUUUUCUAAAUGUUCUACAUUUAGAUACAUAAAUUUGUAUCACCUUUGUAAUUUAUGUUACAAAAAUGAGAGUGGGUAAGUUCUCGUUAGUGGAGGCAGAAAUAUUAAGAACUCAUAAAAAAAAUCCAAUAUUCUUCCAGCAAAGGAAUGUCUUUUGAAACUCAGUUGCAAAGCUGCAUGAAUAUAUUUAGGUGUAUAUGUCCAGGACCACUUUUUGUAGAAAAGAAGGAAGGGUUCUGCAGGAGGGUUGGUAAGAAGCCCUCAAAGCCUCGCCAAGGUGGAAUGUAUAGUUUUUCUUCUGCGUGCCUUCCUGUAUCCUGGGCUGAACGUGGACACACUUUGCCAUUUCUCUUCAGGGACUAUGGGAGAAUCAGGGCAGUUUUUGAAACUCUGCUUUUACCUUAUGGAUCAUGUCACCAUUUUAGGACAGGAGCAGAAGGUAUUAAAGCAGUUGUCAAGGUCUUGAGACGCUGAAUGAGAACAAGUCAGAAUUAGAAAGGUUUUCUCUCUCCCUAACGCAUAAUGUCUAAUCACUUGGGUUCUUUUCAUUUUUAUUUUUUUACUGUAAGGAUCUUUAAAUAUUAAAGAAUAUUUUGAAUAAAGAGCAAAAAUAUCCUCCAUUUAAAAUUCUCUCCCUUGUUU